AUGAAACACUUUCAAAGACGGAAUACUUUAUCGACAUUGGCACAUUUAAAUAUACAAUCAUCAUACCUUGUUGUUGGUCCAAAAGUCAUUCGUCCCUCUGACAUUGUGAGUGUAUGGAUACUUAUUUUAAAUGACGACUGGAAUGUAACAAAUAUAGCCGUAUCGAUCUUUAAUCGAGAUGAAGAAGUAGCUGCAGGGCAAGAACAAGUUUCACCAGCAAUACCAACACCUGUACUAAUGCAGAUUCCGUCGAAUGCACGAAAUGGAACGUAUCGAUUAUAUGUGAGAGCUACAUUACCUGAUGGUGAACUUAGAUUUUACAAUGAAACAGACCUGGAAUUUCAAUUAAAAUCAUUGUCCAUCUUCAUUCAACUUGAUCGUCCCAUGUACCGGCAUGAACAAACAGUUAACUUUCGGUGUAUUCCUGUAUAUCCAGAUCUGAGUGGUUAUUAUAGCACAAUCAGUGUUUAUAUCAUCGGUCCAAUGAAUAAUAUUUUAAGAAGAUGGGAAAAUCUUCAAACAAGUUCUGGACUUGUGGAAUUAUCUUAUACAUUAGCGUCAUUCAUUGGCUUUGGUACAUAUAAAAUUCGUUGUCAAGCACAAAAUACCAUUGAAGAACGUCCAUUCUUGGUCGAUUUUUUCCUUCAGAAAAAAAUUGAAGUCAAUGUAUCAUUGCCAUUAUUCAUUCAUGUUGAUUCACCAACGGUAUCUGGUAUCGUUACGGCAAAUUACACAACUGGACGUGGUGUUGUUGGACAAAUGCGUCUAACAGUACGUUUAAGAAAAGAAGAUGAACAUUUUGAACCUGCUGUUCAUCCAAUACCACCUGAUCAACCGGGACCAAAACUCGAUUAUUUCUAUGAAUUUUUCAAUGGUCGAAUAGAUUUUUCUAUUCCUAUGGUAGAAGUUGUUGAUCAAUUUGGUAGUUUAAUUAAUCGAGAACUAAUUGUAACAGCAACAGUUUUUGAUCCAUUAUGGAAUGAAACAACAAAUUCAUCAUUUUUAACAUCACUUUACACUACUGUUUACAAAUUAAAAUUUCUCAAUAGACAAUCUCGUGUAUUCAGACCAAGAAUGAGUUAUAUUGCUUAUAUAGCUGCCCUUAAUGGAGAUAAUAGCCCAUUUCAUCUACAUAAUGAUACAAUGAAAAAAAGCACUUUCAUUCGUAUUUAUGUCAAUUUUGAUAAUUCAAAAUCAUUGGCAGCUGUCGAAUAUCCAAUUAAUGAUGAUUCAAUAAUUAAACAUGAAAUUCUUGUACCACCGGACGAAGAUGCAUAUUAUAUGUCAGUUCGUGCUGAAUUAUUUAUCAACAAUACAUAUGUUCCAAAUACACUAAUUGAACAACGUUCUGUUCGAUAUCAAUCACCCAGUUUCAGUUUUAUCCAAAUCUCAACAUCUACAUUUCAUCCUCGUAUCGAUGAUUUUAUGAUAUUUACAGUAAAUAUAAGUCAUUAUUGUGAGCGAGUUUAUUAUCAUAUUGUAGCAUCAAGUCGUAUUGUUCAUACAGAUAUACUUCGUAUGAAUGCCUUACAACAAAGUUUUGAUGUAGCAAUCACACGUAAAAUGGCACCGUCAGCACAUAUCAUAGCCUAUUUCAUUCAUACUACCGGUGAACUUGUAGCGGAUGUAUUACAUUUUCAUGUUAAUAUUACAUCAUUCGCAACACAUUUAAAUUUAACUAUUAAUCAACGAAAAGAUUUAAGCGGAAAGACUGUCGAAUUAUUAUCUUAUUCAUCACCACAAUCGGUCAUAGCAUUUGCUGGUACAGAAUAUGCACAACAUCAAUUGUAUGGUGGAAAUCAAUUAAGUGAAAUGGCGAUCUACAAUGAAUUGUAUACGUACGAUAUUAAUGCCGAGCCAGGUCCAAAUAUCACAUGGUAUCAAGAUUUUUUAACACCUAUAACAACAAUAUUCAGAGUUGGUCAUUCUUCAGCAUCUAAUGUUUAUGAAGUAUUUAAAUAUACUGGACUAUUUUUAUUAUCGGAUAUUGAAACAGUUGUCGCUGAAGCACAAGAUGAAACCUAUUGUAAAGAGCAUGGUGGACAAUUAACGUGUAAUGAUGGUACUUGUUAUACAAUCAGUGAAAAAUGCGAUGGAAAGUUUCAAUGUCAAGAUGGCGUUGAUGAGAGAGAUUGUACAGAAAAAUCCGAAAUUGCAUUUACGCCUAUAAACAAACGUUUAUGGCCAUAUUGGGAACGAUUUUUUACCUUAACAUUUGCAUGGGCAACGCAAAACAACUAUCCUGACGGCCGUGCUCAAUUGACUGUUGAUGUUCCAUCAGUCAGAGCAACGUGGGUUGUAUCAGCAUUAUCAAUAAGUCACAAAACAGGCUUAUCCAUCCUACCCUAUUCAGUAAUAUUUGAAGGCACGAGGCAAUUUUUCAUUACUGUUGAAAUUCCACCAUUCGUACGCCUAGGAGAACAAAUUGGUGCACGAGUUGAUGUAUUUAACUAUCAACCUUAUCGAAUUGAAGCACUUAUAAUCCUUCAUGCUUCGCCCAAGUAUCGUUUUGUUAAUAUUGAUGCAAACGGACUAGUAUCAUCAUUUCAACCUCGUACAUCUGAGGGUCAUCAUCAUGUACUGCUGAUCAUUGAUCCAAGUGAUACACGACGCGUAUACAUACCAUUUGUUCCCAUUGUAGACGGUUCAGUCGAGGUUAUCAUUGAAGGAGUGACUGGUGCAAAUCGUGAUAUUAUUACUAAACAAAUCGAAGUUUCUUAUGAAGGAAUAAUCAAUUAUUAUCAUACCAGUACAUUAGUGUUAUUAGAAAAUAUACCGAGACAAAUGAUGGAACUCGAUAUAAAUGUGACAGAAAAUUAUAUAUUUCCAUUAGAAAAUUAUUUUCGAUAUGUACCUGGUUCUGCUAAAGCCGAAAUUUUCAUUUCUGGCGAUGUUGCUGGACCAUUCUUUUGGAAAGGCGUUGAUGUCACUCAUACGGCUGAUAAUUUUGUAACAAAAACUGUGGCACCAGCUGAGUCAGCCUUGCUUGGUUUCAAUAUGAUGCUGUACAAUUUAAUUUACAUGAGACAAGGGCAUGGUGGACGUGCGUUUGAUGAUGAAAAAUUAAUACUAUUUCUUAAUCAUGCGAAUAUUGAGUAUCAGCGUUUAAUGGCAUUUUAUUUUGAUGAUGGAUCGGAUGAAGGAAUUUACGAUGGUGCUUUCAGCAAUUUUGGAUGGAAAAAUGAAACGAGUGUGUGGAUGACAUCAUGGGUAUUGAUUGGUUUAAAAGAUGCCACUCAACCAGAAUGGGAAGAACGAAAUUUAUUCAUAGAUCCAAAAGUUCGAGCAAAAUCAGCUCAAUGGCUCGCUUCAAAACAAAAUCUUGAUGGAUCAUGGCCAGAAUUAAGCAAUAUUCUUGAUCGUGAAAAAUUUCAACCUCGUUUAUUUUCGACGAACGGUAUUCCACUUAAUAUAUCGUUGACAGCUCAGUCGGUAAUUGCCUUAAAAAUGAACAUGGAUAUUAAUGGUCUUCUGAAAGAUGAUAUCGCAGAUUCGGUGGAACGAGGACGUCUCUGGCUUGAAAAACAUUUUCGUGCAAUUACAGAUGUGUUCGAAUUGGCAAUAACAACGUACGCUCUUCAUGUAGUCAAUAGUCCAGAUAAAGAUAUAGCGUUCAAUAUACUAAUAAAAAAACAGAGACAAAAUACAAAUGGUAUGUAUUGGUCAAAUGUUGAUAUUCGUCCCAAUGAGAUAAUGUAUACAGCAUUAACUGAACGUUUAUCACCAAAAUUUGAAUCAGAUAUUGAAGCUUAUGCUAUUGCAGCAACAUCGUUUGUUCUACUGACAUAUAUUAGCCGAGCUGAAACAGCAAAAAGCAGUGAUUUACUAAAAUGGAUUCAACACCAUCGAAAUUUUAUUGGUGGUUGGUGUUCAACUUACGAUACAUUUUUUGCACAAAAAGCAAUUGUCGAUUAUGCAAUACGUCGCGGUGACUCUAUUCAGCAGUAUCAGUUACGUUUUAACAUAUCAAGUUCUGACGAUAGUGAAAACAUGAUGGAACCUAUUUUAAUAACAGAUACAAAUUUAAUUAACACACAACAACGAAGUAUUCAAAAUGUGUACGGUCGGGCAUUUAUUGACGCCUAUGGAACGGGUUAUUCACUUGUACAAAUGGUUGUUCAAAAUAAUGUGGAAUUUCCAUGGUUGAUUCGUUCUGAACCAGCGAACAGAUUUAAUCUGACAUUAGAUAUUAAAAUGUCGGGUUACAAUAACUCGAUAUUAUUGUAUCAAGUGUGUAUAACUUGGUUACCCGGUUUAUUCAAGUCACAUCGAAGUGGUUGGUCUAUCUAUACAAUUGAUAUACCCACGGGAUAUCGAAUUGAAGAACGUUAUCUCAAAGAUCUUGUAGGAUUUGGUAUUGUUAGAAAUUUACGUGAUGCCGAAAAUUAUCCAAAUUCUUUAAAUUUUUUAUUUGAAUUUUUUGAUCUUACACCAAUUUGUUGGGAAUUUGAAUUGAAACGCUGGAUACCAGUGGCAAAUAUGACACGUUACUACCACAUGAAAGUGUAUGAAUGGCAUGAACCAUGUGAGUCUGAUGAAUAA
Messenger RNA from Didymodactylos carnosus, 4542 nucleotides. The record is from the annotation of a GenBank genome assembly. Lineage: Eukaryota; Metazoa; Rotifera; Eurotatoria; Philodinida; Philodinidae.